Messenger RNA from Nicotiana tabacum (common tobacco), 1159 nucleotides. NCBI's taxonomy places the organism in Eukaryota, Viridiplantae, Streptophyta, Magnoliopsida, Solanales, Solanaceae. The record is from RefSeq and is a predicted model, not a curated record.
AUUGCUGCUUUUAAAGGUCGCACCAUACAUACAUACCACAGUGAAGGUGCUGGUGGUGGACAUGCUCCGGAUAUCAUCAAAGUUUGUGGUGUAAAGAAUGUCAUUCCCUCAUCAACCAAUCCCACACGUCCAUUCACUUUGAAUACUGUGGACGAGCACCUUGACAUGCUGAUGGUAUGCCAUCAUCUUAACAAGGACAUCCGAGAGGAUGUAGCUUUUGCUGAAUCGCGGAUUCGAGCUGAAACAAUUGCUGCAGAAGACAUUUUGCAUGAUAUGGGAGCAAUUAGCAUUAUAUCUUCUGAUUCACAAGCCAUGGGUCGAAUUGGAGAGGUGAUUAGUAGAACAUGGCAGACUGCCCACAAGAUGAAGUCAUUUAGAGGACCAUUGGACAUUGAUGGGCCAGACAAUGACAAUUUCCGGAUCAAACGAUACGUCGCAAAAUACACUAUAAAUCCUGCAAUUGCUAAUGGAAUCUCUCAAUAUGUCGGAUCAGUUGAGGUAGGGAAAUUAGCUGAUCUUGUGGUGUGGAAACCAUCGUUUUUUGGGACGAAACCAGAAAUGGUGAUCAAAGGAGGGGUAAUAGCUUGGUCAAACAUGGGAGACCCGAAUGCUAGCAUCCCAACUCCUGAACCGGUGUUAAUGAGGCCUAUGUUUGGAGCAUUUUCCAAGGCUGCAAGUACUAAUUCAAUUGCUUUUGUCAGCAAGGCAGCUCUGGAUGCUGGAAUAAAACACUCAUAUGGACUAAAUAAGAAGGUGGAAGCUGUAAGUAAUGUGAGAAACAUAUGUAAACUAGACAUGAAGCUCAACGAUGCACUUCCUGACAUCAAAGUCGAUCCGGAGACAUACACGGUGACCGCUGAUGGAACAGUCCUCACAUGCACGCCAGCUACUACUGUUCCGCUCUCAAGGAACUAUUUUCUUUUCUAGUGGUAACUGUUUAUACUCCAGUAGCUUUUGGUUGGGUACUUUUGAUAUGAGAUAUCUGCAUAAUUGAACAGAUUUCAUGUAAUGUUUACUAGGUUUCAGCGUUUACUUUUCCCCUUAUGUUAGACCAAAAAAUUUGUAGGUAGUCAAUGGAAAAUACUAACUGGGGACGAGGGAACAAUGUGGGAUAAGAAUAGUAGUGUUAAAGGUAAUGGAAGGAACUUCCUAUUUAUAA